This is a messenger RNA of Rhea pennata, 5722 nucleotides long. RefSeq names its product thrombospondin type 1 domain containing 7B (gene THSD7B). Gene Ontology annotation, cellular component: plasma membrane. The record is from RefSeq and is a predicted model, not a curated record. Gene Ontology annotation, biological process: actin cytoskeleton organization. The transcript has 30 exons. Lineage: Eukaryota; Metazoa; Chordata; Aves; Rheiformes; Rheidae.
AUGCUUCUACAACAGAACUGGGUUUCUCCUCACUGGGCAUGGCAAGGCCUGGGGAAGUCCUUCCUUUUGUUUGUAUUCUUGCUGUUACAAGCAGCUCAUCUGGAAGCCAGGAAAGAUCAUUUUGUCUGGAAAACAGGUCCCUGGGGCCGCUGCGUGGGUGACUGCGGCUCGGGCGGCGUUCGGAGCCGGGCCGCGUGGUGCGUCCACGCCGAAGGCUGGGCGGCGCGGCACGCCAGCUGCGAGCCGGAGGACAGGCCCCAGACCCAGCGCAGGUGCUUUCGGGUGUGCGACUGGCACCUCGAGCUGUUCGCCUGGGAGGUCUCCGAGUGGGACGGCUGCGCGCUGGUGCCCGCGGCUCGCGGGGAGGCCGGGGCCCGGCCCUCGGCUUGCGUCACCGCCCAGCACGGGCUGCAGCGCAGGAGCGUCCGCUGCGUUCAGAAGCUGAACAGGACGCUCGUCGCCGACGAAAUCUGUGAGUACUUCGCGCCGCGGCCGCCGGCAGAGCAGGCGUGCCUGAGACCGUGUCCCCGGGACUGCGUCGUGUCGGAGUUCUCCGCCUGGUCCGAGUGCAGCGGGCGCUGCGCGAACGGCUUGCAGCACCGGACUCGCGCCGUCCUCUCUGCCCCGCUCUAUGGGGGCUCGCAGUGCCCCAAUCUCACCGAAUCGAGGAGCUGCGCCCCCGCGCCGUGCGCCCGCGGGGAAGAGGGCUACACCUACAGCCUCGGAGCCGGGGCGUGGGGCGAGUGCGGACCGCCCCACCGCGGAGAAGUCGGCCCCGUCGGAAGAGCGAUGCUGGACUCCGGCUCGGAGGCUGCGGCGCGCGGUGCGGCCCCUCUUCGAGGUUAUAAAGCACACCUCCGCUCCAGCGCGGGGGACGUGGAGAUCGGGUACCAGACCAGGCGGCUCCGGUGCGUCAGGAGCGAUGGGAAGAACGCUGCGUUGAGCCUUUGUGCGCAAGAAACCAUCCCUGUGACCUUAAGGUCGUGUGUCGUCGCGAAGGACUGCGAGACGUCUGCGUGGUCUGCGUGGAGUCCCUGCUCGAGGACCUGUCGUGCGGGAGACCUCUCCCCGGGUUUCCGGAGCAGGCACCGCAGCGUGAAGAGCAUUGCCCUGGGGGCCGGCAAGGGCUGCCCCGAGCUGGAAGAGAAGGAAGCGUGCAGCGUAGGAGAACAACUGCAGCCUUGCCCCAGGUUUUCAUGGAGGACUUCUGAGUGGAAAACUUGCCAAGUGUCUCUCCUCCUUGACCAGCAGGACCCUCGACACCACAAGCAUGUAGCCCUUUGUGGAGGUGGCAUACAGAUGCGGGAGGUAUACUGUGUCCAGAUCAGCCUAGAAUUUGGGAUGCACAAACUGAAGGAAGUCACUAGACCUGUUGAUGGGAAGCUGUGCCCGGGCCCUGUCCCCGCUGCCUCCCAGCUCUGCAGCGUCCCGUGUCCCUCGGAGUGCGCCGUUUCCUCCUGGUCGGCGUGGGGCCCCUGCGCUCCCGAAAACUGCCAGGAUCGCCAGGGAAGACGAGGCUUUAGAAUGAGACGUAGACAUGUGAUCGCAGAUUCUGUGGGCACUCUGGCAGAUUGUCCGCAUUUAACUGAAUCUAUUCCUUGUGAAGACCCAGUGUGUUACGAGUGGGUCAUUUCAGAAGGAAUGUGUGUGACUGACCAUGGAAAAUGCGGGCUUGGAAGCCGCAUCCUGAAAGCUGUAUGCAAGGACAAUAAAGGUGAAGAAGUACCGCAAAACCUUUGCUCAAAACUUCUCCGUCCUGAAAUAGUGGCUUGUGAAGUACCUUGUGCCGCAGACUGCAUCGUCAGCGAAUGGUCGCAGUGGUCUCCGUGUUCCCAGUCGUGUUCCAGUAAAAAUGCUGAGGGGAAUCAAAGCAGAAGUAGGUCGAUCUUGGCCCUUCCUGCAGAGGGUGGAAAAGCCUGUCCCCCUGCCCGAGCCCUGCAGGAGCACCGUUUAUGUAAUGAGCAUCCUUGUAUGCCUGUCUUCUGGGAAACAUCUCCCUGGAGCGCCUGCUCCGAAGGGGUGCUGGAACCCACGCUCAACACCACUGUACCCUGGAGCCACGAAGCUACCUGCGGAGUGGGCGUUCAGACGAGGAGGGUCUUCUGCACCAAGAGUGGUUCUGGCCAGGUUACAACCAAAAGAUGUCCAGAUUCCAUUAGACCUGAAACGGUGCGACCAUGUCUUCUGCUCUGCAAGAAAGAUUGUGUUGUUACGCCUUUCAGUGAGUGGACUCGCUGUCCGACAACAUGUCAACCUGGCAAUGCCACAGCAAUAAAGCAGUCUCGAUACAGGAUAAUCGUUCAGAACGCUGCCAAUGGGGGACAAGCCUGCCCAGACACCUUGUAUGAAGAAAGGGAAUGUGAAGAUAUUCCCAUCUGUCCAGUGUAUAGGUGGAAGACCCAUCGCUGGAGUCACUGUGUAUUGGUGCCGGAUUCAGUGAGACAGGGUAUACUGGGACAUAGUGAGGCCUGUGGACACGGUUUACAAUCAAGAGCUGUUACAUGCCUCUCGGAGAACAACGAUUCUGCAGAUGUCACUGAAUGCAUGAAGUGGACAGGACCUAUGCCUUCUCUUGUACAAGAGUGUGUCGUUCCCUGCAAAGAUGACUGCACGUUUACCCCUUGGUCUAAAUUUACAGCAUGCUCUUCUGACUGUGAAUCAACAAAAACUAGAAGACGUUCACUCACAGGGAGAAGCAGAAAGCGAGACAAAUGCCAGAAUACAGAAGUUUAUCCUCAAGUUGAAACCGAGCUGUGCCCCUGUGAGAUGUUUACAUCCGAGCCCCAUGGAAAUUGGUCAGAUUGUAUUAUUGAAGGAAGUAAACCAGAGCUGCAAUUAGGAAUGAGACUACAUGGAGACACCAAAGAAUGUGGAGAAGGUGUUCGACUCCGAGCUAUCGCCUGUUACGAUAAGACUGGCAGGCUUGUGGAACCAUCUUACUGUAGCAGUUCUGGUUACAUUGAAGAAUCUUGCACGGUUCCUUGUCCCUUUGAUUGCAAGUUGAGUGAUUGGUCUAGCUGGGCCCCUUGCAGCUCGUCCUGUGGAACAGGAGUGAGGAUCCGCUCGCGGUGGCUCAAGGAGAAGCCGUACAAUGGAGGUCGUCCCUGCCCAAAACUGGACCUCAGGAAUCAGGCUCAGGUGCAUGAGGCAGUCCCAUGUUACAGCGAGUGCAAUCAGUAUGCUUGGGUAGUAGAAGCGUGGUCUCCGUGCAAAAUCAACAGCGAACAAAAUUCCCUCCACUGUGGAGAAGGAAUACAAACAAGAAAAGUCAGGUGUGUAAACACUGCUGAGGAACAUGAAGGAGAGACUGUACCCAGCGCCCUGUGCAACCAGUCUGAAAUCCCAGAGGAAAUUCAGAAGUGUAGCUUGUAUUGCCCCAGCGAGUGUGCGGUGUCUGACUGGGGACAGUGGAGCAAGUGCCCACAGGUGUGUGACCCGACCGUCAUGCAGUUACGAAUGCGACAAGUGCUACGGUCUUCGGUCACUACGAAGCCCUGCCCUGAAGGCUCGCAAAUGAGGCCGUGUAUCCUGAACCAAAAUUGCUUCCAAUAUCAGUAUAACCUAACCGAGUGGAGCACGUGCCAGCUCGGCGCGGACGCGAGCUGCGGGCGCGGAGUUCGCAGGCGCCUUCUGAGCUGCGUGCGCAGCGACGGCAAACCGGUGCACCCGCGCCGCUGCGAGCAGCUCAAGUUGGAGAGGCCCGCCGAGACGAGCGCCGAGUGCCUCGUGGGAUGCGCGGUGGACUGCCGGCUCUCGGCGUGGUCCGCCUGGUCCGAGUGCUCGCACACCUGCGGCGCCGGCGGCCAAGCGGUCCGAUCGCGCGCCGUCGUGCUGCAGGCGCAGGGCGGAGGAAGACCAUGCCCAGCUCAGCUCUCCCAGUACAGGCACUGUCCCGUCAAGCCGUGCUACCGCUGGGCUCUGGGAGAGUGGUCUCCGUGCCGCGUGGAGGGUGGACAGUGUGGAGAUGGCUUCCAAGUCCGCAGCCUCACGUGUGUAGUGCAUGAUGCAUCUGUUCCUGUUACCUACAAACCAGUGGAAAAUGCUUUAUGCGGUGAGCUGCCUUCAAAAGAGAGUGUCCUGCAAUUACCCUGUUCUGUGCCUUGCCCAGGUGAUUGUCAUCUGACAGAGUGGUCAGAAUGGAGCUCAUGUGAGCUUAUGUGCAUUGGUGGCAGGAGCUUUGAGACAACAGGUCGCCAGUCUCGAUCAAGGACAUUUAUAGUUCAGGCUUUAGAGCACCAAGAGAGAUGUUCUGGACAAGUCAUGGAAACACGGCCUUGCUCAGGAGGGAAGUGUUACAGCUACCUGUGGAAAACCAGCCUUUGGCGAGAAAAUGAACGCACAGUGUGGUGUCAGCGCUCAGAUGGGACAAAUGUCACAGGAAGAAAUGACUCAAACUGUGAGAUUCCUGCUGUUCUUGUGACCUACAAAGCCUUCCUGUACAUGAUGAAAAGUGAAAUUCAUGGUCAGCGCUUUGAAGCUCCAUGACUUCUUGGCAAAGGAGGGUGUUCUCUUCAGACCAAACCGGCUGAAAUUCAGCACUGCAGUCCAGCAUGCAGGAAACCAUUCUCCUACUGCACACAGAGAGGAGUCUGCGGAUGUGAGCGAGGAUAUACAGAAAUAAUGAGAUCAAAUGGUUUCCUGGAUUACUGCAUGAAGGUACCAGGUUUAGAAGAUAAGAAAGCUGAUGUUAAGACCGUUGCUGGAAAAAAUAAACCUGUCAACUCAAAAAUGCAUGACAUUUUCAAAGGAUGGUCUAUUCAACCUUUUAAUCCAGAUGGUCGACUGAAGAUCUGGGUGUAUGGGGUAUCAGCUGGUGGGUUCCUCCUCCUCAUUUUCAUGAUUUUUACGUCCUACCUUAUGUGCAAAAGAACAAAACAGCAUCAAAGCCCUCCUCCGCAGCAGAAGCCUCUCACCUUAGCCUACGACGGCGACGUUGACAUGUAACAGGAAAAAAUACGUCCAAAUGUAGACAUCUACUGCCUUAACUGCUUUCUUUUUUUGUAAGUCUCAGACUUCUCAGUUUUUUGAGGAAUCUCCUGAUGUGUAAUACACUGGGCAGAACAGAAAGAUUGCAAGCGUAGAAUUUUGCCACUUCUUUAUUAAAAAAGGAAAAAAAAGAAAAAGAGUCAAAGACUUGGAUCCUCUCUAAGUUUUCUGAAGAGACCAGAAAACACAUCUCUUCCUGUUGAGCAAUGGGAAUAAAAAAAAUAAGAAAAUCUCCUGAUAUCGAAAGGCAUUAUUUAAAAAAAAAAAAAGAAAGAAAGAAAAGGAAAAAAGAAAAAAAAGGCAUGACAAUCUUGAGGAAAAUGUGACAUUUAUGUAAAUGACAAGUUUGACACAGCAUCAUUAUGCACUAUAUUAGUGCAGGGCUCUUUAUUCUUCACAUACUUCAACAAUGAGUUUUCUAGUGUUUACAUUUCGUUCAAAAGACUUUAAAACUGGAUCAUGCAUUUUGAGAAGUGCAAAGAAGAGUGAGUUGAAGGGACUGAAAUUUUCUGUUUUUUUAUAGUUUAUUGCUUCUUAUCCUGUUUUCUAGUCUGGAAUAUGAUUUUGUUUCAUUUCCACCUAUAGUACAGAAUAAGGAUUGUUAUGAAAAAACGUAGGUGGUUUCUUAACUGAAAAUAUUUUUUAAAGAGUUGAGUAGAUAGAUGUUUUGAUGAAUGGCUAGAGGACUUGAUUGUUUAAGAAGUAUUUUAAAUUAAAUUGAACCAUGUAGAUACAU